AAGCUUGCUCUUUUAUUUAUUUAUUUAUUUAUUUAUUUAUUUUUUCUUUACAGUGGGCUUUAUUAAAAUGACCACUGAACAAAUAUCAGUCUAUUUUAUCUACCAUUUGUGGGGAUUUCGAAAGCUUCACCAAAAGCUGCGCUUCAGAUGGCGAGAGAAAAUCUAGGCCAGCGUUACUAAUACAAUGAGCUUUUUAAUCAACUUAAAAGUCCUAUUUUAAGACCAUACACUACAUCAUCUUAUUCUGUUUUCCCCAUAAUCAGCACUGAAUUUAGGUGCCUUGUAUUUUCAUUCCACAGUCAGACAAAUGAACUGAGAAUACAGUGGCAUAUCAAAUACUGUGUAAAGUAUUAUGUACAGGAUAAAGACAGGUUCUUGGAACAACUGAUGAUUGGCACCCAUGUUGCACAUCAGGAGAAAAUAAAAUAAAUGUGGAUAUGCUAUAACCUAUACUAUGGAUAUAUAGGCUAUAUAAUUAUACUUUGUGGGUUUUAAAGUACUGAAAGGAAUACAGCAAAGAAAAUGAUGUAUAUAACACUUCUCAUUAUGAGGUGGAUGCAAAAAUUCUCAAAUCUGAAUGUGGAGUGCUCACUCAACCUAGUUGGAGAUGUUGCUGAUAAGUUCUUAAUAUAGUCAGUAUCCCAAGUGGCAUCAUUCCUUAUGGGUGUGUGUGAUAUUUGUGUUGUUUUUCUUUUCUUGUCUUUUCUUUUUCUAAGGUUGUGCACAUGAAUUUGUUGUUCAAUCCCCAUGGUAGAUGUAAAGAAUCUGUGUGCAGUUUCCUAUUUUGCCAGACACAUCUGCUACCAAAGCACUGACUCUGCUAAAUAAAGCUUUUCAAGAUGCCUGUGUCUGGAGCAUCUCCGAAGCCGAGCAAGCACGUCAGAUCAAAUGAUCAAGAUGUACAUCAAGACAAUGAUUAUUAUAGGUUUUUUUUUUUGACAGUGGUAGACUUGUCUAAAAGGAAAGCAUCAGGAAAAAAUAUCCAGAUAUGUGGUGCACCCAGAACUGGAUCUUGCACCGUGACAGUGCAUCAAAUAGUUUUCAUAUAGAAACAAUGGGAUUAUCACUUCACAUUAACCAUAUUCACCAGAUCUCACUCCUUGUGCCUUCUUAUUGUUCCUGAAAUUAAUAAUAAGACUAGUUUUGUGUGUGUGUUUGUGUGUGUGUGUGUGUGUGCUUUGUCGCAGUGUUUUGUUUUGUUUUUUUUUUGUCCAGGGAUUACAAACUCUCUAUGUUUAAGUCUGUUAAUGACAAAAAUGUGAUCAUGAUUCUUUCUAGCUCUUCAGACUCUUCUGCAACUAUCAUGGAAAGUACAUCCAGAAUCCCUGCAGAGGAAACUAAUUUCUGUCACAUGUACCCGUGACCUUAUUCUUACGGUCAAUACCCACAGCUUGUAACCAUAUGAUAAGGAGAGCCUGCUAUCCUAACAGGGAUAUUACUUCCAGCCCCCAAUUCUGCUCAACUCUUCAACCUUGCCUGCAUCUUGAUCUUGACCAUGAAAAUCAGAAACAGAAGUGAAGACAAGAGACAAUCUUGACAAAGUCCAACACCCACUUGAAAUGGUUUCAACAUAAUGCUGAGCAUGCAGACACAACUCGCACUGUUCUCAUACAGAGAGCGGAUUGCGCAAAGAGCCAGACAUCUUGUACUCAUUUAGUACAUGCCACAACAAAUGUCAACACAUGUAUGCAGGCUUUCUCCAAAUCCACAAAAACCAUGUAGACUGGACUAGCAUACUCCUAUAACUCCUCUCUAACAAGCCUCCUCUAUAACAAAGCUAGUGAAGACUUUUCCUAGGAGGAUAAGGAGUGUGAUUCCUUUGUAAUUGAAGCACAUUUCCUUGGGUCCCCUUUAAAAAUAGGGGCCACGAUCCCAGUGUUACAGUCUGCCCCAGAUCUCUUAGCAAAAACAAAGAAAUGUGUCAUCUACAAGACUCCAGCCUUUUCCUUUUCUUCAACUCAUCCACAACUGCACUCUUGCUACGCUGAAAGUUUCUCCUGUCAUUGUAACCUUAGACACUUAGAUAAACUCCACUAGAGAUUUUUGGCACUGCCUCCUAAAUGAAAGUCUUGUUCACUGGGUUAAAGUGUUCCUUCCAUUGCUGAAUAAUAUCCCCAGUAGAACACUCUGGGCCAACACUCCCCUACAUUUGCUUUGCAGAGAUUGUGCAUGGUCUUGUCUUCCCCACUACGUCAUUGGGCCUUUACAUCUUUCUUCUUAUGGCCUCAAAUCUCUUAACAUGCUCAAGCCCAAAUUGCUCUGGUUUAAAUACAAUUAGAAAAUAAAGCCAAAAACUACAAACAGUCCCCCCACACACCUCUAGUUCACCCGGCCAGUAUGCACGUUUAUGGUAACAGACAUGUGUAACUUAUAAAAGGUAGUGAUCAUACAACAGUAGAUUACAAUACAGGUCUUUAAAAUCAGCCAUAUGAAAGAGUAUUUAAGUAGUUACACCUGUCUUAUUGGAUCAAUUCCCAAUACUAAAUUAAACAAAUAGUUUUAAUAAUGAGAAAUAGCAAUCUUGUAAACAGUUUCUACGAAGAGCAAAUUCUUUCAAAUAGCAGGUCUGUCUUUCUAUCCCUUUGCACUUUGCACUAAAUAGAAAAGAGAAAUAUGAACAUUAAAGGGUUGUAUAUUUUAAAAGCAACAGCAUCAUUAUCUCUAGCUUCUAAUAACAUCUUAACUGUUCAUUUGUCCAAUAUUUAUAUGUUCAAUUCACGAGAUGCCAAAGAUACUGAGCUUAGCAUUUUUAAACAAGCCUUGUGAAUGAAUUUUAAAAGACAAAAAGGUUGAGAAAUUUUUACAAAAGCCUUAAAAGAAACCAAAUUGUGUAUUUAGAAAUGGGGUGAUGUAUUUAAAAGGACUACGUACUUAAGUGUUAUUAUGUCUUGAAAAUGUAUUGAGAGCUAAUGAUCCAUAUGCCAUUCCACAAUAAACAACAAGAUUCCUCCAGGACAAUGCUGGUUUUCAGGAAGGUCCCAGAAACUGUAAUACUAUAUACUUAUAUCAUUGCCAUAGUCUCUAAUUCCCUCAUUCAUAUAUUUCUUUUUGAAUAAUAGCGUUAUCUCAUAGCAGAUGAAAUACUAUUAAAGGAUUUCCAGGUAUGUAAAAAUAUUAUUUUCAGGCACUGCACAAAACACAUCAUUGAAAUAAAUAGAACCUUGGAAUCUCAUCUACGUCUACUGGUCAAUAGUUCAAUGAACAUACAGCAAUAGUCUGGGUAUCUUUUUCUAUGUUCAGGAAGAAGUAGCAGGUGUUUCCAUGGUGAUAUAUAUAUAUUUCUGUCUAUGAAGCAAAUUCAUAGACCUUUAUUUACUGUAGCCUGGCUUUGUGUAUCACCAAAAAGGAUUUAAAGAGACUGGAUUUUGAAAGCGCCUGAGCAGCCUAAUGAAACAAUUCAGCAGGGAACACAAGUCGCACGUAAAUAAACAAUAUAUAACACACAGCAAACACGACAGCAAAUAGACUAUAUAAAUAUAGGACAGACAUGGCACAUCCAAAAAGCUUUUGAUCCCCAACAAUGGGACCAGACCAAUAUGCAGUCAGAAGCACAUGAUAGCCUUUACUUUGCCUGUUUGUUAUAUGCCGUGAAAAAGGAGAACGAGCUGGUUGUUGGGAAUUGGCUGGAAAAAAAAACAACUAAUAAUCUAGAUAAUUGAGAAAUGAUGUACCAAAAAUACAAGUGAGAAUUCUGUCAUUAGAAUGUAUUCAAGUAACAUUAGUCAAGAAAUAGUAGUGUAGUAUAGUAUAUCAUUUAAAAUUGCAUACAAUCAGACAGACUAAUUAGCAGUUACUCUUAACGUUCUGUAUUUUUUGUAUUUAUCUUUCCUCAAGGGUUCUUCCUUCUGGAGAAAUUCUAUUCGGAACUUGGUUCUAUCUAGAAAUUUGAAGACAGAGUUGGAAAUUUCACUAUGGGGAAGACAGGUAGUAAAUUUGUGCUGACAACGUCCUCAACAGAUGAUGGAGUUCAACAACAGCAGUGACAUGAGAGAACCUCCACAUCACCCACCAUCAACCCCAAACCAAACCCACACUGACAUUAAAGCCUGGCAACAUAGGAUCAUGAGGGGAUCCUGGACACAGUCAAAAUGUCAAAACCAAUUUUAUAUGGUUUUCAAUGGGGACAUUGCCCAUAAUGAUCAACGUCCUCAGUGAAACAGGGAGAUGGAGAGAUGAUGUAUUACCAGGGUGGGAGGCCCCUGGAGUCAUGAGGGGGAGUGGCAGAGUCCUAGUCCUCUCUGGAGUCAGGUGACAGAAUAGUGAGUACUCAUUACUGAAUUGGAGUGAAUAAUUUUCCUGGCAUUGUUCUCUAUGCAGGGUGCAUUACUGAAGUGGGACCGCCCAUGGUAGUCAUUUCAGGGUUGUUCCAAACUGAAGUGAUAAAGGGUAUUUACAUUAAAUUGUUCUUUCAAAUGGUCAUUUGGUUCAAAUGGUUCAGAAUCCACAGAUUCAUUGUGCUGUUUUUAUGCUGAAUGAAGAAACAAAUGGCAUCAGAAAUAGACAAGCUUAAAUGUAUGUCAAGUUCAAGUAACAAACAUUUUGCGGAAAGUAAACAUGUAAUAUUUUAACUGAAAUGAAUAAAACAGCAGGAAGUAUUGCUGUGGCAAAUGACUUAUUUCAUGUAGGGUUUAUGUUUUUUAAUCACUGCUUAAAGUGAAAGUCCAUUUGGUUGUUUGCCCUAGCAAAGUUUACAAAACCAAAAAAAGUGAUAACAGGUUAUAAAUGAAACUGGUAGCAGCAUGAGAAAACACACAAAACCAUUCCCAUUGGCUGUUAUAUAUAACCCCUACAUAGGAGACCCUUUAGAGUUCUCACUGUGAAGGAAAGGGCUUUAAGGUGUGUAGUGCAGAGCCAUGAUCACUUCAGACUGCACCUAAUCUAUGUUUAUAUUGUAUUCUCUUUUUCUAUUCUGGCAUGUUCUUUGUAAGUAGUCAUGUCAGAGUAAGGGAUCUACAGGACUUACAUUAUAACACCUGACAUGGCUUGUCUCUUGUUUCUUCCGGAGAACACCACGAUAGCAUAGAGUAAGGUAUGCACUGCGCUUGUGCUGUCAAAAGCCAACCAGCCAGAAGUGAAUCGAUUUGCAGGGAUUAAGGGCAGCCCUGCUCUGGUUGGGCUUGAGAGGAGUAAAUCUCCGGAUUACAAUGUCAAGAAGUGUCCUGAGGUGGGACAGGAAUUGAAUUGUCAGAGCAUUGUUGGUUAGUCCACUGCUUAUUUAGUGUAGAGACGACAAUCCUAAACUAUGUUUGUGCCCACCAGUCAAAGGUCAGCCAAUAUACAGUUCAGCACUUUUGAAGUAAAUUCCAACAUGAAGAAUCAGCAUGUCUGUAGAACUGAAGAUAGUGUAUUUUUAUGCGGUGAGUACUGCAUGUUUUAUUAUAUAGAUUUCUACUGAGUAUCACUCUGUAUAAAUCCACUGUGUAGCUGUUGUCUGGCUUGUGUGAAAAAAAAAUGCCAAUAUGUAUCUUUGGGGGAUGGUAGCAAUUAGGUAGCAAUUUCUUUGUCUUUCACUUUUCCAGCAGGUCCAUUAUCAUCUAGAAAAACAAGUCUAUUAUAGUUGAAUUGGGCUUUUCACUGAAUCAUUUGAAUCAUCAGUCUCUCAUAGAAUACCAUCAUUGUGUUUCUUUAUUGAAUUUCUUCCUAUUCUUAUUCUGUCACUCACUAAUCAGAUUUACUUCAUUUGGAAUCUAAUCCAUUACUUCACUGUUAAGCUGAUAUUUGAAUGCCUCUUACCUUUAAUAAAAAAAACAUAAUGUAUUUCUUUCUAUAAUUAUUUUUUUUUGUAUUUCUCUGUUUAUCAUAAGCACCACAACUAAGAAAUUAAUAAGAAGCAUUUUUCUACCCUGAACUUUAAUCCAUGUAAAAACACAUAAAUAAAGAUUUAUUUGAGGUUAAUCCUUUUGUGUUUAUUAUCCUGUAAUAUGUGUUGGUUCAGCGUACUCCAGCGGCUGCCAUUGAGAGACUUACCACAUCUACCAGGAUGGACUUGAAAUGGACUCAUUUGGGUCUCAUCUUCUUUGCAAUGUUAUCUGUCAUUAUGACAGGCUGCUUCCUCUGGCAGUAUCAUCUGCCCAAGCUAAUGCCCGAGGAAGAUUUGGAGAAAGCUAUUAAAUCUGAGAAGCUGUGUCCCCGAUACCCCAAGCCCACUGUCCUGGAGCACCCAAUCCCCUACCUCAAGGCAGCGCUGGAGAAAGUGGAUGCAGUUCUGCGGCAUAGCAUCAACCCCAUAAGCCUUCCCACAAUAUCUGCUAUUGUCAUUUAUAAUGACACCGUGUUGUGGACAGGAAACUUUGGAAAGAGGAAUGGCAGUGACCCUAAAUCAACACCUCCUAAUGAGUACACCAUAUAUAGGAUUGCAAGCAUAUCUAAGAUCUUCCCCACUCUGAUGCUCUACCGACUAUGGGAAGAUGGCAAAGUAAGCUCAUUAGAUGACCCACUGGAGAAGUAUGUGGAGAAUUUCACCAUCAAAAAUCCACUGGGAAGGAGCAAAAAUUCUGAGCUGAAAUAUGUGACCGAUGGUCUGAUCUUCCUCGAUAGCAGUGAGGUUCAGAUUCGAUCUUCCUCAGUUACUCUGCGUAGAAUGGCCAGUCAUCUCUCUGGUUUACCAAGAAGACUACGGUCCACUAACUUGCUGUGGAAGGGCAAGACUCAAGCUGCAAUCAGUCUUCUAAAGGAUGAUGUGCUGGUUGCAGAUCCAGGAACCAAAUGUCACUACAGCAACCUGGCUUUUUCCUUGUUGGCCCAUGUCCUGGCAGAGAGGGUGUUGGGUUUCAAUUACCAGCGCUGGAUUACUGAUAACAUCCUUGAUCGAUUGGGAAUGGAGGACACAGGCUUUGAUAUCACCCCCAGCGUUCAGAGUCACAUGGCCGUUGGCGUCUAUGCCAAUGGGCAACCUGCACCACAUUAUGACCUAGGCUGGUAUCGCCCGUCUGGGCAGAUGUUCUCUACAGCUGCUGAUCUAGCUAAACUGGCCAUGAUGCUUCUUGGUUCUUAUCAUCGCAAGAUUCUGGAGCCAGACACUAUAAAGAUAAUGCUCACUCCCUUGUUCCAAUGUGAUAAAGAUUACUUCGCCAACCGCACUGGAACUCCAUGGGAGGUGAAUGAACAGUUUGGUUAUGAGUUGCUUCGCAAAGAUGGUGACUUGGAUGGGUACUCCACAACGUUUUCCCUAGUACCCCGACUCAAGAUCAGCAUGGUUGUUCUGAUGGCAGGCACAAGGCCUCAGAACCAGGAUGUGAUAUCAAAGGCCUAUUCAUAUAUCAUUCCUGCUAUGGAGAGAGCUUUCAGAGAUGCCAAGCAGGUCCUUGUGCCACCCCCUAAUGCUGCUCCUUAUGUAGGGUUCUACACAUACAGUAACAUCACUUUUUAUGAGAUCAAAGAUGGACCAGAAGGAGUCCUCAUCAUGCAGCAAUUUGGACCUCAGAUUGAGAGCUUGAUUCCUGAGAGAUAUCGAACUAUAAAGUUGUCUUACCUGGUAGAUCGAGUUUUUAGGGUUGUGUUUGAGAAACAAUAUCCCUGCAUUUUACAUGUGGGUUCUGCCUCAGUGUCAUUGGAAGCCCAGGAUGGGCAGCUCUUCAAUUUCUAUAUGUUUGACAAAUUUGGGUUAUCCCCUGGUUUUGAUGCACCAGGUCUGAACACUUAUAAUGUGGUCAGAAUCGCUCACAGACCCGUUUUUUCAAAGUGAAAUGUAAAAUGAAAAAUGAAAAUGAAAAAUCUAUUGAUUGUGCAAUAUUACUGUUUCUGUUUCUUAAACCAAAGUAAAUGCUCUAUAUGUUUGACAAAGCCUCAUACACAUUGUACCCAUUCAUGUUCUUUGUUUUUUUAACUAUUAUGUACAGCUUUAUAAUUUUAUACCCAUUUUUCAGUACAGGUUAAUAUUUUAUGAUACAACAUUAUCCUCUACAUUAGGUCAUGAAGAGCAGUAUGAGCUGAAUGUUUUAGCCUUAGCAGACUCAUUUAUCAGUUAAUUAUCCAGCACUCAAUAAACUAGUUACUGCAGUAAACAUAAUAAACUGCGCACUUUUGACCAACUUCAAAACUGCAUGACUGAAAUCUUACAAAAUUGUUGUUGAUCUGAUAUUUACCCUGAACCAAAAAAAUGGUAAUAGGAUGUUUUAGUGUUUCAUAAAUAGAAUAUUGUUUAAAAUUAUUUUAUUGUUUAGGGGUACAAAAAUAUGAACUGUUAAUUGAAAUCAUUUUAUCAGGGUUUAGAGUAUGAUAUUAAUUAGUAUGAUUAAUUAUAUGUGUCUUCAUGUAUGUAUACGGUGAACAUACUAACCUUAGAAUGUCGCACCGUGUUGUUUCUGCGAAACCAUACAGUCCAGUCAAUUGCACUAAAUAUUUGAUUGAAUCAUAUUAAAAUGGUAAAACAUUUCUUUUCAAACCUGUUUUAAAAGGCAAAAUACAUAUAGAGUGAUCAUAUAAACAUUUGA
Messenger RNA from Hemibagrus wyckioides, 8432 nucleotides. It is a transcript of the gene lactbl1b, whose product is annotated as lactamase, beta-like 1b. The transcript has 8 exons. NCBI's taxonomy places the organism in Eukaryota, Metazoa, Chordata, Actinopteri, Siluriformes, Bagridae. The record is from RefSeq and is a predicted model, not a curated record. Bases 5981 to 7684 code for a protein of 567 amino acids.